This is a messenger RNA of Tachysurus fulvidraco (yellow catfish), 3127 nucleotides long. It is a transcript of the gene asah2, whose product is annotated as N-acylsphingosine amidohydrolase 2. Bases 157 to 2382 code for a protein of 741 amino acids. The transcript has 21 exons. Gene Ontology annotation, cellular component: extracellular region. Gene Ontology annotation, molecular function: N-acylsphingosine amidohydrolase activity. The record is from RefSeq and is a predicted model, not a curated record. Lineage: Eukaryota; Metazoa; Chordata; Actinopteri; Siluriformes; Bagridae. Gene Ontology annotation, biological process: long-chain fatty acid biosynthetic process; sphingosine biosynthetic process; ceramide catabolic process.
AUAAAAGAGUGUGUUACCAAGCUACCUUUGCCCCAGGAGCGCAUAAGAUCUUUGCUUUAUCAGGGCAAAAGCCAUUUGGAUUUCACAUCAGAGAUAUUGGUUUGUUUGCUGUACCUGCUCGCUCACUUAGGUUCCGUCUUCGUCCGGGGCAUCGUCAUGGCUAGUAAAUCGGUAUGCUGUAAAUUCACCAGUUUGGAGGUUGUGCUGAUAGUUUUGUUCUUGUUGAUGACUGGAAUCACAGUGGGACUGAUGACCCUUUUAGGUCUUCACCUGAACUCCCAAGAGCAUAAAAUCGGUGAGCCCAAUGCGUCGGGAAAACCUGAAGAAAACCACUAUCUGAUCGGUGUGGGUCGAGCAGACUGUACCGGACCAAUCGCGGACGUGCCUCUGAUGGGCUAUGCUAACCCUGACCAGACUGCAGGAGGAAUCCACACUCGCUUGUUCAGCAGGGCCUUCAUUGUGGAUGAUGGCAGAAAGAGAGUGGUGUUUGUGAGUGCUGACAUAGGCAUGGUUUCACAAAGACUGAGACUGGAGGUGCUCAAGGCGCUGGAGAAGAAAUAUGGAACUCUCUACAGGCAGGACAAUGUAGUUCUGAGUGGCACACACACACACUCUGGUCCAGCAGGGUAUUUCCAGUACACACUCUUUAUGAUCACCAGUAAAGGCUACAUCAAGUCAUCUAUCCAAGCUCUUGUGAAUGGAAUUGUUAAGAGCAUCGAGGAGGCACAUAAAUACAUGAGGCCUGGCAGGAUCUUUUUAAACAAAGGCAAUGUUUUGGACAGUAACCUUAACAGAAGUCCAUACUCGUACAUGAACAACCCUGAGGAGGAAAGAAAAAGCUAUAAAACCAAUACAGAUGACCAGAUUGUAAGCCUGAAGUUCACAGAUUUGGAUGGAGAUGGACUUGGAAUAUUCAGCUGGUUCGCCGUUCAUCCCGUCAGUAUGAAUUAUACCAAUCGCAUGGUGAGCUCAGACAACCUUGGCUAUGCCUCUUAUCUGUUUGAACAAGAAAAGAACAUUGGCUCCUUGCCUGGUAAGGGCCCAUUUGUUGCAGCGUUUCCCACCAGUAACAGUGGAGACGUGUCUCCCAACACUCGUGGACCACACUGUAUGAAUACUGGGGAGACGUGUGAUUAUCUUAACAGCUCCUGUCCUAUUGGUGGGACUAAAAUGUGUGCUGCUUUCGGACCAGGUAAUGACAUGUUUGAAAGCACCAGGAUUAUUGGAGAAAGUAUUUACACAAAAGCUAAGGAACUUUACGGCAGCGCUCAGAAGGAGGUACAUGGCAGUAUCCAUACUGCACAUCAGUGGGUCAACAUGACAGACGUAACUGUACAGCUUGACUCCACCCACAGUGCCAAGACAUGCAAGCCUGCACUUGGCCACAGCUUUGCUGCAGGAACAAUAGAUGGAGGAGGAGACCUUAACUUCACACAAGGGGCAAUUGAAGGAGAUCCAUUUUGGGACGGUAUUAGAGACACCCUCUUGGGUAAACCUUCUCAAGAAAUUCAGGACUGCCAAAACCCCAAACCCAUUCUCUUUAGCACUGGAGAAAUGAACUGGCCACUCCCAUGGCAUCCAGAGAUAGUAGAUGUACAGGUCAUCACUAUUGGACCAGUGGCCAUAGUGGCAGUCCCAGGAGAAGUGAGCACUAUGUCAGGAAGAAGGGUCAGACAGGCGGUCAAACAGGAACUGGAGACGAGCGAUGCUUUUACCAACACUGAAGUGAUCAUUACUGGCCUCUGUAACAUCUACACACACUACAUUACUACCUAUGAAGAGUACCAGGUGCAGCGGUACGAAGGAGCUUCCACCAUCUACGGACCUCACACUCUAUCAGCCUACAUUCAGCACUUUAGAGGCCUGGCCAAAGCCAUUGCAGAGGGUAAGACUGGAGAAUUACCGAAAGGUCCCGAGCCUCCUUUCUUCAAAGAAAGUCAGCUGAUCUCACUGAUACCAGCUGUGCCUGCAGAUAAAACACCAACAAACACUACCUUCGGUGAGGUCCUGGAGCAGGUCAAUCCUCUUUAUAAAGUGGGAGAAGUCGCAUAUGUCACUUUUGUCGCUGGAAACCCCAGAAACUCUGGAGACAUGAGAGACAAGACCUUCAUCACAGUGGAGAGGUUUCUGACGAGUAGCAGCACAUGGGAGGUUGUUCAUACAGAUGCAUCAUGGGAGACGAGAUUUCACUGGAUUAAAGGGACGGGUGGUCAGAGCAACGCGACAGUGGAGUGGCAUAUCCCUCUCUCAGCCGAGACCGGCACCUACAGGAUUCGUCACUUUGGACACUCCAAAAAGUUUGGUUUUCCCAGUGCUGUGAUCACGCCAUAUGAAGGCACUUCAGAUACGUUCAGGGUCACCAAAACACUCUAUUCCUUUUAAAUGUUAUAACCAAUAAGCUAAAUGUAGUGUUGUAAUGAUGACGUAUAUGGUGUAAUAAUGAUGUAAUAAACGCUUUGUGGUUAUUGGAAAAAAAAACCUGGAAAAACGUUGCAUUCGUUUCAAAAACAACGCAUAAACUGCCUCAGAAUUGAACAGAAUUUAUUGAUAGCCAGUCGACACAUCUAGAAUUGUCCCAUCUAUCCCUCUCAUUCGCAGCAUAAUGAUGUACUGAAUUUGGAAAUCCUCCCCGUCACCCUUUUCUGAUUGAACCCCCUAGCUUUUACGGCGGUCAUUGAGACGGAUGAUUAAUCGCAAUAUCCUAACAUGACGUCUUACAAAUAGCGCUGGAAUUCAUGUAUAAAAAUAAGUUCUAAGUGCUUAACACACUUUAAUACUGUUACUGUUUACACAUCUGACAAAAUGUCACACUCUUUAUUCGACAAAACGAUGAGGUGGGAUAUUCAAAGGGUUUUAGUAGGUAGCAAGCUUGGAAAUAUUAUAGCACAGAGAAAAAAAUAUUAUAAAGCUAAAAAACAAAACAAAAAAAAACCUUAAAAAUAGAAAAAAAACACGUAUAGGUUUUUUUUUGUUAUAUUAAACAUUCCUGAUAUAUUUUUUAUUAAAGUAAAUACUGACUCACUUGCACAACUAACUCAAAGCUGUAUGGCUGUAUGACAUCAGUGUGUAUGUGUGUGUGUGUGUGUGUGUGUGUGUGUGUGUGUUAUGUGGUGUUACAGUAUUAUAA